Fusarium tjaetaba is the source of this 2022-nucleotide messenger RNA. Its product is annotated as alpha beta-hydrolase. The record is from RefSeq and is a predicted model, not a curated record. The coding region runs from base 1 to 2022 and encodes 673 amino acids. NCBI's taxonomy places the organism in Eukaryota, Fungi, Ascomycota, Sordariomycetes, Hypocreales, Nectriaceae. The transcript has a single exon. Gene Ontology annotation, molecular function: serine-type endopeptidase activity. Gene Ontology annotation, biological process: proteolysis.
AUGGCCGCUACAACGAAAACGGCAGAUUUGCCAGCGCUGGCGACCACGAGGGACAUCACUACAACAUCAACCUACAAAGACGUGUUGAAACGACACCAAGAACACCUACAACCUUCCAAAGACACCCCUGUUAAGUUUGGGGAUGUGGCCUGUUCUCCAGACGGAAAGAAUGUCGCAGGGAUUGUGACUGUUUACGAAGAUCUUAAAGGCCGCGGGUCAACCAGACUGGCUAUAAUUAACGUCAAUGACGGAAGCAUAACUACUUUUGGAAACCAGAGUGGCACAGAUUCUAAACCAUGCUGGUCGCCUGAUGGUACAACUAUCGCAUUUCUAUCUCAAGUCGAUGGCUUGAGCCAGUUGCGGGUCCUGGACCUAGCUUCCGAGAACAUCAAGUCCACAGACAAGAUUCCGGGAAAUGUGGAACAGUUGGCUUGGUCGAUUGAUGGCGCAAAGAUUCUCUUAGUCGUGGCCGGUCUGGAAGCUGACCUGGCUGGCGUGGAUAAAGGGCGGGCGUCGCAGGGUUCUGAAAGGGUCUCCUCUGAGUGCAGUUGGAUGCCUACGAUAGAAGCAACGCCCACCGCUGAGGCUUAUCGCACCGCUUGGGUGCACUGCAUAGCAACAGGCGUGUCAGAGCAAGUCACCCCAGCGAUAAUCAACAUCUGGCAAGCUGUCUGGCUAUCUGACACUGCCAUCCUGGCGUUGUGUUCAGACCUUCCGGGAGAAGAGCACUGGUAUCACGCUUCACUCUGCGAGAUUUCUCUGCAAACGGGAGCUGUGAAGCAUGUGUUUGGUUCAGAGCUCCCGAUGGAGUGGCUCACGACUUCGCCUAGCGGUGCGUUUGUGGCGUUUGCGGUGGGGGUCGCUAGUGACAGAGCUAUCUUGACGGGCGAUCUUCACAUCCUCCAUGUUUCGACGGGUAAAGUGUCCAAGAUUGAUACUGGCGGCAUCAAUGUGGGUGCGAUUUCUUGGGUGGGAAAUGAUGACCUUGUUGCUUCUGGUUUGCAUGACGGGCGAGAUGUAGUCUUCGCUUAUGAGCGGUCGACGAACCAGAUUCAAGAGCUUUGGAGUAGUGAGAAGCUAAGUGUCGCUGGAGAGGGCAUCUCUCAGGUUUCUGGGUAUAAAGAUGGGGACGUUCGCGUUGCUUUCGUACAGCAAGGCUGGUUCACACCUCCGACAUUAGUAGUAGCUUCUUCACUUGGCGUCCGAACUAUCAAAGCAUUCGCUUCCACUGAGAUGCAGGAAAGGGUCAGAAAGCUAGGUCAAGCACAGACUGUAAAAUGGAAGGCUCCAGACGGCUUAGAGACCUACGGGUACUACCUACACCCACCAACCCAAGGACCAUUCCCUACCAUUAUGCACAUUCACGGAGGUCCAGUGUUUGGUUGGAGACCCAGGUAUCUAGGCCUGGAUAUGCAGCUGCAGGUAUUGCUAGAUGCAGGAUUCGCAGUAUUUGAGCCUAAUCCAAGAGGCUCAUGGGGUCGUGGGCAGUCCUUUGCCAAGACGGUCUAUGGCGACAUGGGCGGUGUUGAUACUCUAGACUACCUAAGCGGCAUCGAUCAUCUGGUGGACAAAGGCCUAGCAGAUCCAAGUCGACUAGGAGUUUAUGGGGCUAGCUACGGUGGCUUCAUGACAGCCUGGCUGAUCUCCCAGACGGACCGUUUCAAGGCCGCUAUACCCACGAGUCCAGUGACAGACUGGGUCAGCGAGCACUUCACAAGCAACCUUGCACGGUUCUGUCAAGAUUUCCUGGCUGAUGAUGUGCACGACUUUGGUGGAAAGUAUCUAUCUCGUUCUCCGAUUCACCACGUCCGCAAGACUAAGACACCGACGCUGCUAGUAUGUGGAGCAUUGGAUAAGAAUACUCCCCCUGGCCAGGCUGUUGAGUUUCACCACGGUUUGAUCGAGCAGGGUGUUCCAUCGGUUCUUCUGACGUACCCAGAAGAGGGGCAUGGUGUUAGGAACAUCCCAGCUCGUGUUGAUCUCAUUGCGAGAGAGGUGGAGUGGUUCCGGAGAUAUAUGUAG